This is a messenger RNA of Silurus meridionalis, 2047 nucleotides long. RefSeq names its product tripartite motif containing 35-13 (gene trim35-13). The coding region runs from base 231 to 1670 and encodes 479 amino acids. Lineage: Eukaryota; Metazoa; Chordata; Actinopteri; Siluriformes; Siluridae. The record is from RefSeq and is a predicted model, not a curated record. Gene Ontology annotation, molecular function: zinc ion binding; protein binding. The transcript is spliced from 7 exons.
CAGAAAUGAGUCCGAUAUGUACAGCAUGCCACCGCUCAGGGAUUCAUAAGAACCACAGGGUUUUUCCGCUGAGCGACACCGCGCAGGAGUGCAAGGGCCGCUGAAUAGGUAGGUCUGACUGACGGGGAUGUCGAGCGCCAAAUCGCAAGUCAGACACUUAAGACUCUAAGUGUGUAAUGCCUGAAGAGGUGGAGACCAGAGUAAGACUGGGUGGAGCACAGUAGUCCUAUAUGAACCUCAUCAAUAAAGCUAGACCCUCAAAGACCACAAUGUCCACCAGGCGUGCCGUCCUUGAUGAUGACCUCUCAUGCCCAAUAUGCGGCAAGGUUUUUCAAGAACCUGUGGUGCUUUUCUGCAAACACAGAUUCUGCAAAUCCUGCUUGGAGAUCAGCUGGGUUAGUGGAGAAACUUGCGAAUGUCCACUCUGCGGCCAGCCGGCAUCCAUUGGGGAACUCAUAGUUAACACGAUGCUCAAGAAAACCUGCGAAGGAUAUCUGAAAGAACGGCGCAAGAGCAACCCGUUUGCAUGCAAGGAACAUGGCGAAUCUCUGACCUUGUUCUGUUUGGAAGAUCUACAGCCUACAUGUGUUGAGUGCAAGGAAACGGGAAUCCACAAAGGCCAUAGAUUAUACUCUUCGGAAGAGGCGUCGCAAGAUUGCAAGGCUGAACUUAAGACCGCUCUGAAGCCACUGCAGGACAAGCUGAAGUUCUUCAGGAAUGUUAAAUCCACAUAUGAUCUAACAGCAGAACACAUCAAGAGACAGGCCGAACAUGCAGAAAGGCAGAUCCGAGAUGAGUUUGAGGCGCUGCACAGGUUCCUUCGAGAAGAAGAAGCUACCAAACUCUCUGAACUCAAGAAAGAGGAGACGGAGAAGAGUGAGGCCAUAAUGGUGAAGAUUGAGGAAAUGGAAAACGAAAUCGCAUCCCUUACAAACACCAUUAGGCAUAUCGAAAAGGAGAUGAGCGCUCAGGAUAUCCCAUUCCUGCAAAAUUACAAGGAAACCAUCAAGAGAACUUGGCAGAUCCCCCAGGAACCGGAGAUGAUAUCAGGGUCUUUGGUUGACGUAGCCAAACAUUUAGGCUCUUUAAAAUUCUAUGUCUGGAAGAAGAUGCUGAAUAUCAUCCAAUAUACUCCCGUGACUCUGGACCCGAACACAGCAGCGAGCUGUUUCAAGCUCUCAGAGGACCUCACAACUCUUCAGUGCUGCUCCCAGAUCUUCAAGCUCCCAGACAACCUGGAGCGUUUCGACGUCAGUGCAGAGAUGCUGGCCGCUGAGGGCUUCCGCUCGGGCAAACACAGCUGGGACGUAGAAGUCAAAGACAACAGCUACUGGGUGAUCGGGGUCGCCAGCGAAUCAGUGAGGAGGAAGGGCAAGAACGUGCUGACACCGGCGCAGGGGUUCUGGACCAUCCGGCUGCGUAACGGAGAGUACAAGGCUUGCACGGCACCUUGGUCCUCGCUAACUAUGAAUAGCAAACCGGACGUGGUAAGAGUGGUGUUAGACAUGGAAAGGUCGAAGGUGACGUUCUAUGACCCGAGAGAGAGGACGCCGCUCUACACUUUCACAGACAUCAUCUCGCCACGAGUGUUUCCCUACUUCUGCAGUGCCUGCAAGGAACAUCCUCUCAAAAUCCUUCCAGUGACGGUGUAUAUAAAAGCUGGGCAUUAAACAAAUCCAUCCACUUUUUUGGUACAAAAUGCGAAAAGGAAAUUAUUUAUUAUAACCAUAAACAUGAAUAUUAAAUUUAAAUAUUUUAUGUCAAGUACAACAAUGGCUUUAUUGGUUUCCACUUUUCACACGUUCAGCUCCCGUGACUCUGGACCUGAACACAGCAGCUGUGAUGUUUCUAGAUUACCUUAUUUCCCUAAUAUUCAAUAUUAGUUCUUUAAAAAAAAAUUUUUGUUCAACUUUUUGACUUCUGGAUUGUUCACUAAAUCAUGACCUUGUAAUAAAUGAUCAAUUGUAAAAUACAAAUAUAUUUUCUUUUUUCCCCCCUCACUCAUUGCACUGUACUUGAUCAAAAUAAUUCAACAUGCUUCUAGACC